Messenger RNA from Apis florea (little honeybee), 2353 nucleotides. RefSeq names its product FLII actin remodeling protein (gene fliI). Gene Ontology annotation, molecular function: phosphatidylinositol-4,5-bisphosphate binding; actin filament binding. NCBI's taxonomy places the organism in Eukaryota, Metazoa, Arthropoda, Insecta, Hymenoptera, Apidae. Gene Ontology annotation, cellular component: cytoplasm; nucleus; actin cytoskeleton. The record is from RefSeq and is a predicted model, not a curated record. Gene Ontology annotation, biological process: barbed-end actin filament capping; myofibril assembly; actin polymerization or depolymerization.
GCCUAAACGAUGGGAUGAAACUCUGGAGAAACCACCGUUGGAUUAUUCCGAAUUUUUUGACGAAGAUGCUGGUCAAAUUCCUGGUUUGUCUGUAUGGGAAAUAGAAAAUUUUUUACCCAAUGAAAUAGAAGAAGUAGCGCACGGAAAAUUUUAUGAAGGCGAUUGCUAUAUCGUUUUAAAGACCGAGGUUGAUGAAGCUGGAUCCUUGAUUUGGGCAAUUUAUUUUUGGAUAGGAGAAAAAGCUACGUUGGACAAGAGGGCUUGUGCUGCGAUUCAUGCCGUAAAUUUACGUAAUUAUUUAGGUGCGCAAUGCCGUACUAUUAGAGAAGAACAAGGCGAAGAAUCGGAUGAAUUCCUAAUGUUAUUCGAAUCUGGUAUUACAUAUAUCGAAGGAGGUCGUACCUCGUCUGGAUUUUACACGGUCGAAGAUACGCCAUCGAUAACACGAUUGUACAGAGUACACGCUGCCGAUGCUUCGAUCCAUUUAGAACCCGUUCCUGUCUGUUUCGAUUCCUUGGAUCCGGGCUUCGUAUUCGUCUUAGAUACAGGAAAUAAGAUUUUUAUAUGGUACGGCAAGAAAGCGAAAAGUACGCUGAAAUCGAAAGCGAGAUUAAUGGCUGAAAAGAUUAAUAAAAACGAAAGGAAGAAUAAAGCUGAGAUCAUAACAGAAAUCAUGAAUACAGAAUCGGACGAUUUUCUAUCGUGUUUGAACUUUAAAGAUGCCUCGCAUUUAUCACCUACCAUAAUUGAACAUGUAGAUGUGAAUUUUGUACCACUCGCGCCACGUUUGUAUCAAGUGCAACUUGGUAUGGGUUAUUUGGAAUUACCUCAAGUCGAAGUACCUCAUGGGAAAUUAAGAAACACGCUUUUAAACAAUCGAAAUGUUUAUAUAUUAGAUUGUCACGUAGAUGUUUACGUUUGGUUCGGUAAAAAAUCUACGAGAUUGGUACGAGCAGCAGCGGUUAAAUUAUCUCAAGAAUUAUUUAACAUGAUAGAACGACCAGAAUAUGCGAUGGUAACCAGAUUGCAAGAAGGAACUGAAUCACAGAUUUUUAAAUCGAAAUUUGCUGGAUGGGAUGAAGUUAUAGCGGUUGAUUUCACUAGAACUGCCGAAUCAGUUGCCAAAACUGGUGCGGAUCUUACAAAAUGGGCGAAACAACAGGAAACGAAAGCAGAUCUAGCCGCACUCUUUAUGCCUAGGCAGCCACCUAUGACAUUUACCGAAGCUCAACAGCUAAUGUUGGAAUGGAAUGAUGAUUUAGAGGGGAUGGAAGCGUUAGUUUUGGAAGGGAAAAAAUUUGUACGCUUACCGGAAGAAGAAUUAGGGCAUUUUUAUAGCGGUGAUUGUUACGUUUUUUUGUGUCGUUAUUGGAUGCCAUUAGAUACGACGGAAAAUGAGGAUGGCGAUGAACAAUUUGAAGAGGAUUAUCAAUGUACUGUGUAUUUUUGGCAAGGCAGAGAUGCAGGAAAUAUGGGAUGGUUAACGUUUACCUUUAGUUUACAGAAAAAAUUUAAAUCUUUAUUCGGUGAGAAUUUGGAAGUGGUUAGAACUCAUCAACAACAAGAAAAUUUGAAGUUCUUGGCAUAUUUUAAAAGAAAAUUCAUUAUUCAUCACGGUAAGCGUAAACAACCUAAAGCUUGUGGUAAUAACAAGGUCGAAUUUUAUCACUUGAGAAGUAAUGGAAGUGCAUUGUGUACCAGACUGAUACAAAUACCAGCUGAUUCAACGCUAUUGAAUCCUUCAUUUUGUUACAUUUUAAAUGUGCCGUUUAACAAUGAUGAUGAGACAGGAAUAGUAUAUGCUUGGAUCGGUUCCAAAGCUGAUAGCGAGGAAGCACGUUUGAUUCAAGAGAUCGCCGAAGAAAUGUUUAAUAACCCAUGGAUAAGUUUACAAGUUUUGAAUGAAGGUGAAGAACCGGAUAAUUUUUUUUGGGUAGCUCUUGGUGGAAAGAAACCAUACGAUAAUGAUGCGGAAUAUAUGAAUUAUACUAGACUCUUUAGAUGUUCGAACGAAAAAGGAUAUUUUACUAUUAGCGAAAAAUGCACCGACUUUUGUCAAGAUGAUUUGGCGGAUGAUGAUAUUAUGAUACUUGAUAAUGGUGAACAAGUAUUUUUAUGGUUGGGAAGUCGAUGUUCAGAAGUAGAAAUUAAAUUGGCAUAUAAAUCUGCUCAGGUAUACAUCCAACACUUACGAGUAAAACAACCGGAUAAACCGCGUAAAUUAUAUCUAACUGCGAAAGGAAAGGAAUCUCGAAGAUUCACCAAAUGCUUUCAUGGUUGGAGUUCGCAUAAAAGGCCGCUUCAAUAAAAUAAUUUUUUUGGUAAAAUAGAAUGUCUCAAUUUUUAUCGUUUU